AUGUACGACUCGCAAAUCCCGGCGUAUGGAAAGCUCGAGGAGCAGAACCGACAGUCAGAAGAAAUCGUUGCGAGUACACCCCCCGUGCACCCGCCAGAAACUGCGCUCUCGCCGGCGACACUAGAAAGGGGGACCUCCGUCGUCUCAUCCCUAUCAUCGUCUACUCGAAGUCAAGGUCGAUAUGAGAGAUUGGAUAUGCCCCCGUCGCCGAUGUCGGAGGAUGGGCUGUACCCAUGGAAGUCGAAUGAUCCAUCAGAGGCGGCGUCGGGAAAGAUUGAGAAACAGGAUGCCAGUACAGGGCCGGCGGAAAAGACCAGAGUGGAAACACCGCUGGCUCGGAGAUCGGAUUCAAUGUCAGAAAAGAGGGGAGCAGGAGACUGA
Daldinia childiae is the source of this 381-nucleotide messenger RNA. RefSeq lists its product as uncharacterized. The transcript has a single exon. Bases 1 to 381 code for a protein of 126 amino acids. The record is from RefSeq and is a predicted model, not a curated record. Lineage: Eukaryota; Fungi; Ascomycota; Sordariomycetes; Xylariales; Hypoxylaceae.